Molecule: messenger RNA, 525 nt
Organism: Arachis ipaensis
Lineage: Eukaryota; Viridiplantae; Streptophyta; Magnoliopsida; Fabales; Fabaceae
Source: RefSeq, a predicted model, not a curated record
AUGUAUGGGUUGCGACAAGCAUCAAGGCAGUGGUUCACUAAAUUUUGCAACACACUGACCACCCAUAGCUUUACACAAUGCAGAAAGGAUUACUCUCUUUUCGCUCUAGGAGAGGGUGAGGCAACUACCUAUCUCAUCGUGUACGUGGACGACAUCAUCAUCGCUGAUCCCAAAUAUGAAAUGGUGGACAAUGUUAAAUACAAGUUUCAAUCCAUCUUCAAGUUUAAAAUCUUGGGUGACCUUAAGUUCUUCCUUGGUCCUGAGCUUGCCAAAUCAAAAGAUGGGAUUACUCUGAUUCAGCGAAAAUAUACACUCCCAUUAUUAGAGGAGACUAGUUUCUUAGGGUGCAAACCUGCCAAUACACCCAUGGAUAUUAAUCUGAAACUUAGGGCUGACGAAGAUGAUCCUAUCCCUGAUGCUUCGAGUUAUCGCAGAUUAAUUGGCCGCCUCAUAUAUCUCACUAUAUCUCGGCCAGACAUCACUUUUGCCAUGGUAAAAUUGGCUCAAUACAUGGCAAAUCCUUAA